Rhododendron vialii is the source of this 1601-nucleotide messenger RNA. Its product is annotated as mitochondrial uncoupling protein 5. The transcript has 2 exons. Gene Ontology annotation, molecular function: antiporter activity; oxaloacetate transmembrane transporter activity; succinate transmembrane transporter activity. The record is from RefSeq and is a predicted model, not a curated record. Gene Ontology annotation, biological process: succinate transmembrane transport; oxaloacetate transport; thiosulfate transport. Bases 259 to 1218 code for a protein of 319 amino acids. Gene Ontology annotation, cellular component: mitochondrial membrane. Lineage: Eukaryota; Viridiplantae; Streptophyta; Magnoliopsida; Ericales; Ericaceae.
CACAUACAUUCUUUCGUCUUCCCGUCUCUCUCUCUCUCUCUCAUCCGCCGGCAUAUCUUUACACAAUAGUAUAUGUCUCAAAGGCCAACGGUUCCACACUCUUCCUCCAUCGCCUUCUCCCUCCAUUCCCAUCUCCUGGUCUCCAGUGAGAUGAACCCCAACUCCAAUUGGUCCCAUUAAAAAACCCCAUUUUUUCCUCCGGUCGUCUUGAAAUUAAUUGAUCUAUUUUUCUCGUGUUAAGAUCGACCGAAAAUCAAAAUGGGUCUGAAGGGAUUCGUGGAGGGAGGAAUCGCGUCGAUCGUGGCGGGCGUCGCGACGCACCCGCUGGACCUGAUCAAGGUCCGCAUGCAGCUGCAGGGCGAGGGCAACCCGGCCGUGCACUCGCUCCGGCCGGCGCUCGCCUUCCAGACGAACUCGCACGGAGCGAUCCACGCUCCGCCGCCGCACCCCCACGCCGCGCCGCGUGUGGGGCUGGUUUCCGUGGGGAUGCGGAUCGUGCAGCAGGACGGCGUCGCCGCCCUGUUCUCCGGCGUCUCCGCCACCGUGCUCCGCCAGACGCUGUACUCCACCACCCGGAUGGGGCUUUACGAUAUAAUGAAGAGGAAAUGGAGCGAUCCGAGUACAGGUAACAUGCCUCUAAUUAGCAAGAUAGCGGCUGGCCUUAUAGCCGGCGGAAUCGGCGCGGCCGUUGGAAACCCGGCUGAUGUAGCCAUGGUGCGGAUGCAAGCAGACGGCCGGCUCCCGUCGGCUCAGCGGCGCAACUACAAGAGCGUGAUUGACGCCAUAUCGCAAAUGGCAAAGAACGAGGGAGUUGCUAGCCUGUGGCGCGGAUCAUCGCUCACGGUGAACCGCGCGAUGCUGGUCACGGCAUCGCAACUAGCAUCGUACGAUCAGAUCAAGGAGACCAUACUGGACAAGGGUCUGAUGAGAGACGGGCUCGGGACCCACGUGACGGCUAGCUUCGCCGCGGGGUUUGUGGCCGCGGUGGUGUCGAACCCGGUGGAUGUGAUCAAAACCAGGGUGAUGAACAUGAAGGUGGAGCCCGGGGCGGCCCCCCCUUACUCCGGGGCCAUCGAUUGCAUCGUGAAGACGGUCCGAUCGGAGGGUCCCAUGGCUCUUUACAAGGGGUUCGUCCCCACAAUAUCGAGGCAGGGACCCUUCACGGUUGUGCUCUUUGUCACACUGGAACAGGUCCGCAAGCUGCUCAAAGAUUUCUAAAUAAAUCACGGGAAAUUAUACAAUAGUCCGGAGUACUGCCACGUUGUACUACGGAUUACUUUAUUUUAUAUUUAUAUGAGGUCUACAAUUAAAUGUAUAGACCCAACAAAAAUAUUUAGUGUGAUCUGAAGUAUCACGUGACGGAACUCCCGAACUAUUGAAUAAUUACUCAUAAAUCACGGGAUGACGAGAAGAAUUUCAAAAACUAAAGAUUUUAUUAGAAAAAAUUAUGGAGUAGUUUUAUUGGUGGAGCAGUAUAAUUGUUCCCAUGGUUGUGGAAUGAAGGUCAAAAGAUUGUAAAUUUGUUGCAUUAUUUAUAGUUUAAUUUAAUCGACACACGAAAUGUCCGUUACAACUUUUAAAUGAAUUUAAUUGCUUUGGAA